AUGGACAAAGAACUAAGCUCAACGACUAGGACCAAGAAGAGGUUCACAGGCAAGGUCCGUCUGUGCAUUGCCCGCUACAGGUGAGUGGAGGGAGCUGCUUUGAGAUGCCUUACACUACAGUGUCCUUUAAAAAUGCAUCCGUGCACAGCCCAUUUCAGCAGUGUUUUCCACCCACAGUGUCCCACUGAGGUUUGAACUCACCUCUUAAUAAUGAUGCAGUGCUCUGCUCUCACCAAACAAAAUUGCCCAGAACAAAGGCAAAUACAUGAAUGAAACCCAGUGCUGUCCACCCACACUGUUUCUCGCUUUUAGCAUGUUGGAAAAUGUUAUAUUUUAUAUUAGUUGUUUUAAUGCAGCACUCAGCAAUUCCCCUUUCACAGAGUCACAUAAGGGUACUGCAGGGUUUGUGUCAAAAUGUCAACUGUGCUUGGAUUUGUUUGGAAAUGGUUGGAUGUGAUUUAGCUAGGCAAUGUUGUCAAAUUUUGCCACAAGCUAAUUGUCCAUACACUGUUCCUAGUAUUGUGCUUAAUUAUUGUCCCUUUUUGAACCUGGGUUUUUAACUUUAUUUUUUUAAAACCUGAAUUCAUCAUCUAGCCUGAGAUAAUUAGCCUGAGACAUUUCCAGUUGUGUUGGGUUCAGAGCAGCAACACGGUGAGUUCAUCAGCUUGACUCUAUUGUACUCUACUCUUUAUUUCCCCUAGUUAUAACCCCUGUAAUGGGCCCAAUGAGCAUCCUGAGGCAGAGCUCCCCCUGGUGGCAGGGAAGUACCUCUAUGUGUACGGGACCAUGGAUGAUGACGGCUUCUAUGAAGGUCUGAUUUCUCACUGUAUUUUACCCUCUCUUUGUUAGAAACCAAUCCACAUGAUUAAAAAAAUAAUAAUAAUUUCAGAGCAGAAUGAUUGUGGUUGCUAAGAGAUGGCAUGGAUUAUGGGAUGUAUUUACUGUAAGGUAGAUGAGACGAGGAUUAGGCAGUUGUGGAUCAAUCAGUGCUAAUAUGGCUUUUACGAUUGUCAUCUCUUCACUGUACUGUGAGUGCUGUUGUCAAUACUACUUACUGCUCUUCACAGUGAGUGUUGUUGUUAAUACUCUCUCUGUUCCUCAGGAGAGCUGCUGGAUGGACAGCAGGGCCUCGUCCCUUCCAACUUUGUGGACUUUGUUAAGGAUGAGGAGAUGCCUUCUGCUCAGCACAGGGACGGGGCCAAAGAGUCAGGCUACCUCAGUAGUAACCACAGCAGCCUGGGCUCCACAGGGCGGGGGAGCAUGGGCCUGAGCAGCAUCAGCAGCCUGCUGUCUGACAGUAAGCUGGACCCGGAGACCAGCCUAGAGAGAAAUAUGGAGAGAAACCUGGAGAGAAACCUGGGGAGUAACCUCAGUUCCACUUUGGGUUCCACUCACUGUUCCACUCUGGGCAGCAACAUGGGUUCAACUCAUGGGUCCACUCUGGGCAGCCACAUGGGUUCCAGUCUGGGUUCCAGUCACGGUUCCACUGGCCUGGGUUCCAGUCUGAGCAGCACUCUGACUAGCCUGGGCAGCAGCAGCCUGGGCAUGGACUUUCUGGGCUCCAUGGGUUCCUGCAGCAAUGGGACGGGGACCCUGGAUGUCAGCAUUGACGAGAUUGGUGAAAACAUCGUGCCUUACCCUCGCCGCAUCAAUCUGAUCAAACAGCUGGCCAAGAGUGUGAUCGUGUGCUGGGACCCUCCGGUGGUGCCGCCCGGCUGGGGCUCCAUCAGUGGCUACAACGUCCUGGUGGACAAGGAGGUGAGGAUGAGCGUGCCCUUUGGGGGCAGGACAAAGUCGCUCAUUGAAAAGCUCAACCUGGACACCAACACCUACCGCAUCUCGGUGCAGAGCAUCACGGAGCGGGGCCCGUCUGACGAGCUACGCUGCACUCUGCUGGUGGGGAGGGACGUGGUGGUGGCUCCUUACUACCUGAGGGUGGACAACAUCACACAGACCUCUGCUGAGCUCUCCUGGCAGCCUAGCAACAGCAACUACAGCCACACCAUCUUCCUGAACGAGGCUGAGUAUGACAUGGUGAAGGCAGGGGCCUACAAGUACCAGUUCUUCCAACUGAAGCCCAUGACUGUUUACAAGGUGAAGGCUGUGGCGCGGACACACCAGAUGCCUUGGCAGCUGCCUUUGGAGCACAGAGAAAAGAGGGAGAUCUCUGUGGACUUCUGCACCCAGCCUGCAGGUCAGCCCUCCUACUAUCUCUCCCUCUCCCCCAUCAUUAAAACCCAAACUUAG
Molecule: messenger RNA, 2247 nt
Organism: Coregonus sp. 'balchen'
Lineage: Eukaryota; Metazoa; Chordata; Actinopteri; Salmoniformes; Salmonidae
Source: the annotation of a GenBank genome assembly